This is a messenger RNA of Cuscuta campestris, 2080 nucleotides long. The record is from the annotation of a GenBank genome assembly. Lineage: Eukaryota; Viridiplantae; Streptophyta; Magnoliopsida; Solanales; Convolvulaceae.
ACGAGUUUUGAGGGACUAAAAUGCCCCUGCUAACUGCAAUUUCUCCUAAAUUAUAGCACCGCAUUUAUUCAUUAGGUUUCUUGAAGUGCCACAUCACUCUUUAUUAGAUGCCAUCGGUGCCGUUCAAUUACAAAGAUCCAUGAUUGUUAAUCAUUCUUAUUUCUUUCACUGAGUGGAAUGUUCCGUGCUUUGAGGAUUAUUCUGCACCGGAGAGGACAAGGGUUCGAAUCCCCUCUGCCAGCAGAAAUAACGCCAAAGUCGCCAAACGCCCAAACGUACGAAGGCACGAAAGAAAAUUGAAAAAGACGACAGAAGGAAGUCGCCGACAGAGGGAUGAUGCAGUUGCCCUUAAAAAUAGCAAAGGACAUUGAGUGUAUUGAAAAAGGAAGACGAGUAGUUCAGGAUGUAUACUCGACAGUUGGGGGCCACAUCAGUCAACUUCCUGAUGAAAUGCUUGAGAUUAUUCUCGAUAAAUUAACACUUAGGGAUGCAGUUAGAACAGGUUUGGUAUCAUCUAGAUGGAGGCAUCUUGUUUUGACCCGGGCUUGCCUUAUUUUUAAUCUGUCUAACAUGUUUGGAAUUGAAAGGUGUGAAAGAUGGAGAUGUGUUUGUUCAGAAUACAAAGAUAAAUUUGUAUCAGCCGUAUCUCAAUUCAUUGGUUCUUAUAGAGGCACAAAAAUAAGCAUUUUUGAACUCUGUUUCUGCCUGAAUAAUGAUUCCCCAUGUGAUGUCUUAAAUUGGAUUCGAUUUGCUCUUAAUUUAAGCGCAGAAGUGCUCGAUGUGUGGUUUCAUUGUGAAUAUUUCACACCUCAAAUGCCAUUGUCUGCUACUCCUUGGAGAAUCCCUAUUGAGCUUUUUCAAAGCGGACAACCGGUUCUUAAGAAUCUUCUGUUAUCUAACUGUGCUGUACCAGAAACUUUUACUCUCCGUCCAUUCAGCCAGCUAGAGGACCUCAGAUUUCAUCACAUACCUCUGGAGUUUCAUGAUAUGGGGAGUGUGCUAUCAGGCUUAGUAAAGCUCAAACAGUUGGAACUGAGACGAUGCGGAUUGCCUUCAUAUUUAAGCCUUAACUCACUCACCAGUCUAGAGAGUGUCUGGAUUUUAUUUUGUGACGGGUUGGAGAAACUUGCCGUGGCUAAUCUUAAGCUCAAGCAUUUGAGUGUUUUGUGUCGGAGCACUGUUUCAUUUGGGCUAACUGGGGUUCCUAACUUGAUGAGACUCUCUUACGCAGUACAUCACGGUGGCUUGUCCCUUAUUUUUUCAAAGCUGCCCAAAAUUCUUCCUCAUUUGAGAUUUUUGAAUGUGCACUCUUGUUCCAACUGGAUGGGGUACAUGCCUGAAAGCAUAGCCACAUUCUCAAAUCUUUUGUCAUUAAUGCUGGCAUUGGAUCACAAAGCGGGAGAUAUCAUGUGUAAGAUCGUUCAAAUUUUGAAAUCGUGCCCUCAACUCUAUACUCUUCGUAUUGUGCUCAGCACCGGAGUGGACAAGGAACACAAGAAGCUAGAGUCCAUUGAAUACCGUCAUGCACGCCUAACGUGCUUUGAGAUCUUAGGAUUCUUAGGCACCGAGUAUCAGAUUGAGUCUUGCAAGUAUUUGCUCAAACUUGCUCCUCGCACGAAGAAGAUGAUGUUAAAUUGUGAUCUACCGGAGCUGUUGUCACCUAGCUUUUAUUUACUCGAUAAAUUAGAACGUGAAAGUGUAAUAAAUGCACUGAAAGCAGUUUCAAAUGAUGUGAGUGUGGUUUUUAUUCAAAAAAAACAUUUGAUCAUAUAAUAUGGAAGGAUCUUACCUUCUCAAAUUAUUCUUUAACUUGAUUACCUAUUUUUAGUUGUUUGAAACUUAGUUAAAUGUCAUGUAAUGGGUGCAUAAAGUUUCUUCAUAACCAUUUAGUUUAUGGUCUUGUAUGGGAUCAUCUUUGUUAGCAUUAGCAUUUUAGAUAUAAUUUUAAUGAUAUAAAUUAAUUCUGAAAAUGAUUAUGCUAAAAGCUACUGUCGAAUAACUUUUUUGAUAUGUUAACGUUAAUUUCUAACGUUGUUGCUAAAAGGAGUCUAUGUAAGAGUACUAAAGUUAUGGUGAUGGG